Hirsutella rhossiliensis is the source of this 1509-nucleotide messenger RNA. Its product is annotated as Ribonuclease H-like protein. Lineage: Eukaryota; Fungi; Ascomycota; Sordariomycetes; Hypocreales; Ophiocordycipitaceae. The transcript has 7 exons. The record is from RefSeq and is a predicted model, not a curated record. Bases 1 to 1509 code for a protein of 502 amino acids.
AUGAAGGACAACAGGUCACGGCCCCACAAGAUCGUAUGGAUCUGCGAGAGAUGCUUCCUCCGGGACAGGCCGAAGACAGCACAUUACGUCUUCAUCGCUUCGACUGGGGGAAGCGUCGUCCGACAUCUGAGGAAGGAGCACAAAGUCGUGCCACCUUCUAGACAACGUGCAGGCUCAGUUACCGGGAGUGGAGGUGCAGAACGGAACCUGCUUGAUAUGCUUCGCGCCGAUCCGACGAACCCUCGAGAUCAGACUCUUCUCAGCAAUCUGCAUACGUUAUUCGAUCCGAAGAUGAAUCAACUGCUCCUGCUCGACUGGCUUACAUAUCAUAACCUCCCCUUUAAUGUCGUAAACUCUGAGCGCUUCAGACGACUCCUUCUCUACAACAACCCGGCUCUCCAGGAAGGCCAGAUACCAACUGGCAAAACGCUUGUGAAUCUGCUACUAGAUGAGUAUAAUCGCGCUCUUGGUCCGCUUUGCGAGCUGCUUCAAAGAGCGAGAAGUAUGAUUCAUUUUACCUUUGAUGGCUGGACUUCCCGACAAAACACAUCAUUCCUCGGUAUCAACGCCCACUUUAUCGACCAAGAUUGGAACCAAUGGGAAUCCUCUUGGCUUUGCCGGCUCUCGCGAAACGCCAUACUGGAGCAGCGCUUGCAGAUGAAGUUGCAGAUACAAUAUGCGCGUUUGGUCUUGAAGACAGAAUCGGGUACUACACGCUUGACAACGCUACGAAUAAUGAUACGGCUGUGGAAGCGCUUGCCGCUGAGUUCGAUUUCGAUCGGAAGAGCGUCGCAUCCGCUGCGCCCUCAUUUUCUGAACCUGGCCGACUUUGUGGCUGAAGAGGAAGAGCAGCGCCAGUUGUCCGACGCUAUCAAUGAGCUGGCGACCGACGACGACUUCUGUGUGCCGAGCAUGGAAGAAGGAUUCGAGGUUGAAACAGUCCCAGAAGGCAGUCAGGAUCAGGACGUACUGCCCGACAUCAUCAAUGGCGAAGAAGUGGACAAGUACCGCAAGUUUGGGCCAUUUGGCAAACUUCACAAUAUUGGCAUUGCUCUUCGAACGAGCAGUCAACUUCUCGAGGUCUUUUACGAAGCUCAACGGCAAACCGCUCCUACUGAACCUAUUCUUACGUGGGUUCAAAACGUCUGCACUCGCUGGAUGUUUUCCAUCAUCGAGGAACGAUGGCUUGGCAAAGGCGGCAAAGAACAGGACAAACCAGCGAUACUGAAAGAACAACUUUCCCUUGAAGAAUGGAAGGUCGUUGUUGCGGUUCAGAAGAUCCUUCAGCCAUUCAAGAUCGCCUCGAAGCAACUCCAGGGCGAGGGUAUUGCUGGUAAACGCUCCACGUCAGGAGGGUUCGAUGAGUACUUCCGGUGCGGCAGUGGUGUUCCACCCUACGUCGGAGUGGGAAAGAACAUAUGCGAGAAGCUUAGCGACAGUCUGGAAAGAGAGGUACAAGAACAUGGCUCAUCGGCAAUCCUGCGAUGGUGUUUCAGCGGAUACGACUAA